UGAACUCCAUCUCCCACAUCUCUCCCUCCCCCCUCCCUCCCCCCUCCAGUUCCUGGCCCCCGCGACCGGCGUUAGUCCCAAGGACCAGAGCAUCAAGAUCAUAGCCACAGUGAUGAAGGGAAACAGUCCCAUCCGGGGAGCUAAUGUGAUCGCCUACGUCACGCCCCCAGACAUCACGGCGAGCGCGCAGGAAUACGAGCUCCUAGACAAUGGCGCAGGAGCUGACGCGGUUUCAGGCGAUGGUAUUUACUCCCGCUAUAUGACAACUUUCGCCGGCGAAGGGCGUUACAGCAUCAAGGCCCUGGUGAAGGGAGGGUCCAGCUCCAGUGUCAACAACGGGCCUCCACCGCCGCCCUCAUUCCCCUCUGCUGGGCGUCGGCGCCGUCGCUCCGCUGAUUUAAGUAUUAAUCCCAGGCCUUGCUGUGGCAGCAUCGUCCCCUACGACCCAGACACAGCCACUCCAACGGGUAACUUCACUCGAGUCUCUUCAGGAAGCUCACUCAAGGUGUCCGACCCCCCUGCCCCCGACGAAGAUAUUCUGCCUCCUUGCAAGGUGACCGACCUCCAGGUGGCGGAAUUAUAUGGUCAGGACGAAGGUGGCAGCAUCCUCACCCUCGUAUGGACCUCACCUGGAGACGACCACGAUGAGGGCACAGCGUCAGAUUACACCUUCAGGCUGACUGGCGUCCGCCCCGACCUCACCAACAAAGGUUUUGGCGAGGCCCCGGCGAGCACACUCCUGCAGUUCGAGAGGGCGGCCCUGAACGAGAGCGGCGUCCUGGUUCCCUUCGGCUCCUCCGUCGCCUUCAACGUCACCUACAGGGGGGACCUCACCUUCGGCACCGAGUACCUGGUGGCGCUGAAGGCGAAAGACGAGGCGGGGAAUGAAAGCCCUGUGUCCAACGUCGCUUCUUUCUUCCUGGACCAGAAGCUCGCUCUUCCGACAUGGGCCGACGAACUGAUAAAAACACUGAAGAAAUCAAACGCUGAGUUUUUCUCGAAGACGUGAUGAACCAAAGAUGAAAGAUGACCAAAGCAAGGGUUCUUGUCUCGCUGGGACAAUAUAAACAAACAGGGAAAAAAAAAGAUGUAUAAAAUGGUGAUAAUAAAGGAAAAAUGCUAA
Penaeus monodon (black tiger shrimp) is the source of this 1123-nucleotide messenger RNA. Its product is annotated as calcium-activated chloride channel regulator 1-like. Bases 113 to 1009 code for a protein of 298 amino acids. The transcript is spliced from 7 exons. The record is from RefSeq and is a predicted model, not a curated record. Lineage: Eukaryota; Metazoa; Arthropoda; Malacostraca; Decapoda; Penaeidae.